AUGGAGCCAGCCCCACCAGUUCACAAAAAGUCUGCGACACAGCAAACAUUUCAGUUUGGUCCCUGGACAAUCACAUCAUGCAAGUCUCACAUCCUCGAGUCUGAAGGCAGCCAUAGAGAAAAAUUUGAACGUGAGCUGGAGCUGCCUCAGUUGCCAGAGAUGGUGUUUCCUGAGAAUUUUCUCCGCAUCCACCACAAGUCAGGCUGUGGUGUAGAGUUCAACGCCCUUGAUGCUCUCCGUCUUGUAGAUGCCCACUCUGACCCCAUCAAGGUUGCAGUAUCCAGAGAGUGGCAGACAUCUAGAUCUGAUUGUGAGCAUAUUAAAAAUGUUAUCUCGCCAUUUGACUGGACUUUCACCACAGCCUACAGAGGUACCAUUUUUGAGGAAACCCCCAACACGCUCAAGGUAGAACAAACCUCAGAACGUAUUGACAUAGAGAAGCUCAAGCAGAGGGAUCCUAUCCAGUUUUAUGAUGAUGUUCUUCUGUUUGAGGAUGAGCUUUCGGACAACGGGACAUCGAUGCUGAAUGUAAAAGUUCGAGUCAUGCCGACCAGCUUCUUUGUGCUGAUGAGAUUUUUUGUCCGUGUUGACCAAGUUCUCAUUCGAGUCAAUGACACCAGAUUGUAUCAUGAGGUGAGAUUACAUGUGUCUUCUUCUUCUUCUUUUGCUCGCUUGAAAUAG
Molecule: messenger RNA, 681 nt
Organism: Candidula unifasciata
Lineage: Eukaryota; Metazoa; Mollusca; Gastropoda; Stylommatophora; Geomitridae
Source: the annotation of a GenBank genome assembly